Messenger RNA from Archocentrus centrarchus (flier cichlid), 5219 nucleotides. Its product is annotated as microtubule-associated tumor suppressor 1 homolog. Gene Ontology annotation, molecular function: microtubule binding. NCBI's taxonomy places the organism in Eukaryota, Metazoa, Chordata, Actinopteri, Cichliformes, Cichlidae. The record is from RefSeq and is a predicted model, not a curated record. The coding region runs from base 422 to 4228 and encodes 1268 amino acids. Gene Ontology annotation, cellular component: nucleus; cytoplasm. The transcript has 18 exons.
UCUGCAGAAGCAGCAAACACCGGCGGUCUACAGCGGGAACAGUCAGCUGGAGUUUAACGUAAAGCGCGUGUUUGAUGGAAUCUACGAGAAAAAUGUGACGAUUCGCGGUGCGUGUGCGCGCGCGUGCAGGUGAGAGCUGCGGUCUGCGGGUCGGAUGGAAUAAAUCAGGUCCUCGUACCGACGGAGCCUCCGGUACGUUUCCAGCUCCAGAUUCCUGAAAACGUUCUGGAUACACGAUGUGAGGAUCCGUCAUCGAGCCGUUAAAUGGACACAUUUUAAACUAUAGUUCUGCACUUGACAAGGACGCAGUGACUUACAGCCUCCUUGGAAACGCAGCAGCAUUUUUCUUCAGCGUUUUAAAUGUGUAAGUGGAAAGAGUGCAACACUGUGACGUGCUGAACGUGCGGUUUCCAUCCUCGAGAUGAGUGUCUCUGAGCCCGCUAAUAGUUUCCCUGUCAGGGGGACGAGCGGCUCCUGCAUGAAGCUCCCUCUCCACAGUGCAGGAGACCACAAUGGGAAUGCUUUCCCAAUUUCAUCUUCCUCCUCAUCCUCCUCUUCAUCCUCCUGUCUGGGGGAGUCAUCUCCUGAGUCACUGCGGAGUCUGAGCAGCCUCAGCGGGGGCCGGACUGACAGCCCACUGGACUACGACAUGUUUGAGGUCACCCUGACAGCAGUGAACACUGUAAAUUUGAAAUCUGUCAUUUCAGACUGGACGCCGGAGGAAGAACGUAAGCCAGAUGACAGUGAUGACGUCUCACUGGGGAAGUCACAAACUGCAACAGAGCUGUCGGAGUCCAACGAUAACUCUGUGUCAGUUUACCUGGACGCCAACAGUGACGAAUGCUCUCGGGACAGCUGGAACGACAACCUGACGCUCGCCCUGUCGCUGACAGGAAACGGCAGCCUCUGUGGCAUUAAUGAUGACCUCAGCAGUGGAAGCAGUAAUGGGAGGAGGCAUGGCUCCUCAACUCCAGACUCAGACGCAACAGAAAUCCCAGCUGAUGACGAUGACGAGGAGGCUUUGUUUGUGUCUGUGAGCUCUGAUGUGGAUGUGCAGAGAAGCAGUGCGACACUCACGAGCUCAGUUUGUCAGUCCAGUGACAGCGUUGUGAUGACUGUGAAUACUGAGCUCCAGACAGAGGCGCCUGUGGCUCAUAAUGAGAGCUCAGAGGUGGUGGUAGAAGGGCCUGCGGUCCCCUGUCCUGAGGGAAGUCAGACAGAGCCUCCUGCCUCUGAGGAUCUCAGCGAAAGCACACAGAUGCCAGCUGAAGAUGUCAAGAAAUUCACUUCUCCUCCACCUGAAGAGGCUGAAACAUGUGCAGUGGGCUCCAAACCCUCCCACCCUAAUACGAGUCUGCCAGCCACAACAGCAAGAAUUAAACCUGCUUUCAGGUUAGCCACCACCACAACUGUCAAACCAUCCAGUCCAGAAGCAAAGAGGGUUUCCAGAGUGGACUUGAAAACGGUCAAGGCUAAAGUUGGUUCACGGCCUAACCCAUCCCCAUCUAAAACAGCCAUCCAGAACAAAUCUGCCCCACCCAAUGGGAAGAGAGCUGUUCUGAGAAAGGAGGAAGUGCCGACUGCUGACGGAGGUAAAAGGCAGAGGUCAUCUGCAGGGCCGGUCAAAGUGGCUGUUGUGCUGAAACCUAACAGAGGAAAGAACAGCAGCCUUAAGACCAAUCACAGGACAGCAGCCGGUGACCCUGCCGUACCACAGAAGAAGAGUUUAGCCGUCAGUCGAACACUGUCCACUUCAACCAGCUCUCUGGGGUCUGAGGUUGCUGGGGAAAAACACCUAAAUGCUCCCAGGAAGGCUGAGCAGGAUGUGCCUGGUAAACAUGGAAAAUCUGAUGAUGAGGAAACAAAAUGCCCAAAUGAGGAAUCUGUGGGGGAGCAAACGGAGUGCACAGGAGAGGCUUUAUUGUCAGGAACCGCUGUGGAGAAACCACAAACUCCUACCAGGAAAGUCUCCUCCAAGCUGGGACCCAACACCAGGCACCAGGGGAGAGGCACCAGAGUGGAUAAGGGGCCCUCAGGACCAGCUCCGGGCUCGGGGACUGGACCUCCAGGUCAGGGAAGCCCUGGACCCAGGCAAGCCCAGACUGAUGGCUCCACACUGGGAGAAGGUGGACAAAGUGCUGGGAGUGGAUCUCCAACCAGAGUGAGACAGAGCCAAAGUCAGAGCCAGGGUAUCCCGAAACCCCGCACCAGUGCAGCCCCUGGUUCCACAGCGGCUAAACCAACAGCCAAUCAGCAGUCAGGGUCAGCGGGGCGACCUGCCGCACCCACCACUGCCUCAAAACUUCCUGUUAAAGGGUUACCCACAAGCCUUAGCUCCUCCUCGCUGGGAAGUAACGAGAACAAUGGAGUCACAGGCAAAGUAUCUCCAGGAGCUCCAGCAGCAGCAGCAGGGGCCAUACCAGACGAGCAGCCCAGCAGAGCCGCGCUUUCUGUGGGCAGCCAGAGCACAGCAAAGCCUCCCGUCUCCACCAGCACCAGUACUCCCAGUGACGCAGUUACAAGCAGCCCCACCACUGCUGCUCCAAAGCCUCCCGCCUUGAGGAGCAGAGCUCUGUCUCUGCAGGCCAGGAGCUCUGCUACCGGUCUGAAAGCCCCGGCGGUCACCAACCAGAACACGGCGAAGACGGCAGCUGCCGGUGUGGCGAAGUCGAGCCCUGCAGCCGGUCAGGGGAUCGCAAAGCAGGCGACGCAGUAUCCGUUACAGCGCAGCGGCUCGGCGAGACUCAGCCGGCUGAACAGCACAGUGGAUAAAAACAAGCCGCGGGAGGCGCCGACGAAAACGCCAUCAAACAGCAACAGCGGCUCACAGACGGCAGCAUCUGCAGGAGGAAACAUCCAGAGCCAGCAGCUGCCUCCACCUGACCUGAUACCAGAUGACGUGAAUGCUAAUGCACCAGUGGCGCCAGUUCCCCCAGUGCCUGCCACUAACACCGCCAACACUGCCACGCCAGGAACCACUGGAGCCCCUGCUCUCAGUUUUAAAGCAAGAACUGGGACGCGAUCCGGCCCCAAAUCAGGGUCCCGCUUUCAGAGCGCAUCCAGAGCUGGAGGGCAUGGAGGGGUGGUGGCGGACGGGGCGGUCACGACAAAACAGAACCACAGCAAAGAGCAGGCGGAGAAGAAGAACCAGGCCAUCGCUCAGCUGAGGAAGCUGCUCGUACAAGGAAAUAAAAGAGUGGAGGCUCUGGCUACAGUCAUCCAGCAUAUCUUUACUGAGCGCGAGGAAGCCUUGAAGCAGAAGAAGGAGCUGUCGCAGGAGCUGGCAGAGCUCCAAGACAAGCUGGUCACAUCGUCGCAGUGCUGCGAGCGUCUGCAGAAGGAGAAGGAGGAGGCGCGCGUCGGCUUCGAGGAGGCCCUGAAGAGGCUGCAGGAGCAGCACCAGGAGGAGCUGACACAGCUGGAGCACCGACUGACGAGUUUUUACCAAACCGAGUGGGACAAAGUCCACCAGACGUACCAGGCGGAGGCUGACAAAUGUCGCGUCCUGAUGGAGAAGCAGGUGGAGGAGCUGAGGAGCCAACAGGAAGCAGAGAGGAAGAACCAGGAAGUGAGUCACAGCCAGAAGAUGGAGUCUCUCAAACAGCAGUACGAGGCCUCCUUAGAAGAGCUGAAGAAGAUCCACCAGGCAGACCUGGAGAACCUGGAAAAAGCACUGAAGGACACGGAAACAUCUCUCUCUGAAAAAAUCUCCGAGCUCACAACAGAGAAGGAGGAUCUGAGUGAGAAGCUGCAAGCCGAAGAGGAGAGGAGGAAGAGGAUACUCACGGACAAGAAUCUGAAGGACUCCCACACAGUGUACCUGGAGAAGGAGCUGGAGAGUCUGAAGGUGGUGCUGGAGAUCAAGAACAACCAGCUGCAUCAGAAGGAGAAGAAGCUCAUGGAGAUGGACAAACUGGUGGAGACUAACGUGAAGCUGGAGGAGUGUCUGAAGAAGGUCCAGCAGGAGAACGAGGACUACAAGGCCAGAAUGGACAAACACGCCGCUCUCUCCAAGCAGCUGUCGAAUGAGCAGGCCAUACUCCAGCAGACGCUGCAGAAAGAGUCAAAGGUCAACAAGCGCCUGUCCAUGGAAAACGAGGAGCUGCUGUGGAAGCUGCACAACGGCGACCUGCUGGCGAGCCCCCGCCGCCUCUCACCCACCUCCCCCUUCGGCUCGCCACGGAACUCUGCCUCUUUCCCCACAGCUGCGCCGUUAUCACCCAGAUAACCCCACAGCGGAGCUCCCGCCUCCUCUGACCUCGUGGUUUCUCCUCGUCGCCUCAGCGGCUCCGAGCAGACGCACUGGAGUCGCAGCGGCGCUGCUGGAAACGAAUCCCGUCUCAAACUUGUACAUUUUAAAUAUCUUAUUUUGAAAGGACGCUGCAGCGGCACCGAUGCACUUAAAUCUGAGCACAGCCCCGGCCGUGCUCUCAAUCUACCAAACGCCUGAUCCUCCAACCAAGCUUUCUUCUUUUUCUGAAGAAACUAACAGGCACACCUCAGGGUCUGUACAUAGCGCCUCUCCUGUGUUUAUGCUGUAGUGCAGACUGCUCCUCUGCUCGCCUUUCCGAGGUGGGGGCUGAUUAAGAACCUUGGGUUUGGGGUAUGUUUGUGGAAACAGACUCUGAGCUGUUUGGGUUUGAUGGAUCAGGAACUGACGGGUUCUUCACGGAUCCUUUUUUUUGCCUUUUCACGCCUUUUUAAGGAGAUUUUUUUUUUUUUUUCCCCUCCAAAGAGCGAAGCUCAAUCACUGAUCUGCUCUGGACGUCUGACCGAAGUGGACGAACUCUAAACGGGAGCAGUUUGUUGAUGUGAAUUACAGUCACACAAACCUUUGUCCUCUGUGUAAGCUCCUCACAACCUCUACCUUAAUCUGCUUUGUGGAAUGUAAUCACCCCUGGAUGUUAGCUGUAAGCAGGCCAGUCUCAGAGCCAAAUAUGCCCCCCCACUCCAGUGUCAUGCCCCUGAAAUCACCUGGUGCCCAAACAGAAACAAGUCAGACCUGAACCUGUUGUAGUGAUAUGUCUCUGCCCCCCUCCCACACACACACACACACACACACACACACACACACACACACACACACACUGGCCUGUUUUAAUAAAUCCCAAAACUCUGUUUCUGUUGUUUGUCCUGAAAAACCUCAGAUGUACCCAGAAUGCCUCAGUGUACAAUGUUCUCUUUUAUUUUGGACACAGAAUAAACGCGACAUGACAUCA